AUGUCGAGGUUUUUGCUUCAACAUUUACUGAUAGUUCUUUUUAUUUCUUCUGCUUCUGGCUGCUUUAUUAAGAACAAUGACAUCGUCCCUCCGCAUUCGGCCCCAGAAACCCUUGUUGAGGGGUGAGGCGAAAAAAAAUACACUGUAUUUUUUUCCUACAGUUUCCCACAGUCAAAUUUGACAUAAAAUUUUCCAAUUUUUUGAAAACGAUAGGAAAAAAAUACAUGGAAAAGAAAAAAAAAUUCGAAACCAGGGCGGAAAAAAAUUCAACCCCCAAAAAUGAAAAAAAACCGCAUGAAAAAAAUACACAUAAAAAAAAAAAAUAUUAAAUUACUAAUAUUUAAAAAGAAGCAAAGAAAAUGCUUUAUUUAAAUAUGAAUAACAAUAGCAGUCAUUGCAUUUGCUAUAAAUUCACAUAAUAGAUAAAAAAUAGAUGCAAAGAACUGUAUCAUAUGCUUUAUAGUAAAAAGUUUUCUGUGUUUUUUUCCAAACCGCAUGAAAAAACUACUAUAAAAAUUUGAAAUACAGAUCUUUAAGUCAAAUAGAGUUAAAAAUAACGAAAAACAGUCCCAGCUUAAAUCUCUCUUUAAUAACGAGAUUUCAAGAAUAAAAUUACUGCCUAAAUGUUAAAGAUCAGUUUAAAUAAAAAAAUUAAAAACAGAAGGAAAAAAAAUUCAAAAUUUUUUUUUCUAAAACAACAGCAUGAAAAAAUAUCAGUAAAAUUUUAACAGUCUAAAUUUCGGCAUGAAAAAAAUACAAUAGAAAAAAUUUAGUAGGAAAAAAAUACAUAUAAAAUUUAUAUAUUUUUUUUUAAAAAUUUUUUAAUUAAAAAAAUCCAAAAUAUCUAACUCCCAAUAGCGGACGAAAUCAAUGUUUUUUUUUCCCUAAAAAUGGACUCUUAGGUACCAUUUAAUAACGGAAAUUUUUUUACUAUAAAAAUUUUAAAUUAUAUAAGAUAAUCGUUCAUUAUAAAUUUACUAAUAUACAUAAAAUGGCGGAUGACUUCCGACCCGUCCUCUUGAGACAGUUACCUGUGUAUAUCCGGGCAUGGUUUUUGGAGCCAGGAAUUGGCCCAGCUAUGUCUUUGUACCUCAAGGCGAGAGGUCUAAGCGCAAAGAUCGCUGUUUUUGUGACCAAGACCCUUGGGCAGUUAUUCGUGACUCCUUUUUUCCAGCAGAGCCCAGCCUAGUGGGUGUCAGAAAUGAGGCAGGGCGACAUACCUGCCUAAGCUGCUUUUGUGAUUUGCCCCGAAUGGCGAAAGCUGUUGAGUUCUUUCUCGGGAUGACCGGAAAAGAGGGGAAGGCAAAUUAGACGAGAAAUCGGGGUUCUCCCCAAUUAAAAGGUGCCCUUCAGUGGGCAGAUUUGGCGACGUACGGACAGAGUUGACGCAAGAUUCAGGGCGACGAAUCAAGUUGGAAAUGGAGGCGGCCAGUUGGUCAUCACCUCUACCGAGAAACCGGGGUUUCGGACCGGGCUUGAAGCGGCCACGCCUUAGCCACCUUACGGGGUUAUCUCCAUAAAACGUCACGGCGGCGAAGUAGGGACUUAAAAAAUACAUAGCAUCUUAACAUAACAUAACAUAACAUAACAUAACAUAACAUAACAUAACAUAACAUAACAUAACAUAACAUAACAUAACAUAACAUAACAUAACAUGACAUAACAUAACAUAACAUAACAUGACAUAACAUAACAUAACAUAACAUAACAUAACAUAGCAUAACAUAACAUAACAUAACAUAACAUAACAUAACAUAACAUAAUAUAACAUAACAUAACAUAACAUAACAUAGCAUAACAUAAUAUAACAUAACAUAUAACAUAACAUAACAUAACAUAACAUAACAUAACAUAACAAAGCAUAACAUAAAUUUACUAGAGCCAAUGAAUAAAGAUGGGAAUAUUUAAAUAGAAUUAAUUUAAGCGCAAAGGUAUUAAAAAAUUAUGAGAGCUAAUAAUAUGCAUCUGGCUUUCUUUUCUUUAAACCUUGAUCUCCCUUUUCAAUUGAUGAAUGCCUUUUACUAAUUCGCCGACACUUGACUUUGAUAUAUUGAACUUGUAGGCUAUAUCUUCAUAUGAAAGACCUUCAUUUUGAUGAUCCAGGUAGUAUUGUGCAAUAACUAGCUUAUCACCAGCUGUUAGUCUUUUCUCUUUCUGGUUUCUCCAUUCAACUCCAUUUUAUUAGAUUUAGUGCUUCUCUUUUGACUUAAAAAUGCAUUUUUUUUCAGCCGUUUAUAAAAAAUUUUAAAUAGAAAAAUAUUUAUAAAUAUCGAACUUUUUUAAUAGCGGACGAUUUUUUCGUUCGCUAUUAAAUUGGGGGGGGAGUUAGAAACUAUCCAAUAGGCAAUUAAAAGAAGAGUUGAUCAGGUGGACUUAAGCGCAGUGUAAUCGACUCCAAACCAGAAGGAAUAAAACUUAGAAAUAUAAAUAAUUAAUCGUUUUAUUAUAAGUUAUUAUUACUAAUCACACACAGUAGAGUUUGGAUAACUCAUCCUUAGAUAUUUUGGAUUUUUUUAAUUAAAAAAUUUUUAAAAAAAAUAUAUAUAAAUUUUAUAUGUAUUUUUUUCCUACUAAAUUUUUUCUAUUGUAUUUUUUUCAUGCCGAAAUUUAGACUGUUAAAAUUUUACUGAUAUUUUUUUCAUGCUGUUUUUUUAGAAAAAAAAUUUUGAAUUUUUUUCCUUCUGUUUUUAAUUUUUUUAUUUAAACUGAUCUUUAACAUUUAGGCAUUAAUUUUAUUCUUGAAAUCUCGUUAUUAAAGAGAGAUUUAAGCUGGGACUGUUUUUCGUUAUUUUUAACUCUAUUUGACUUAAAGAUCUGUAUUUCAAAUUUUUAUAGUAGUUUUUUCAUGCGGUUUGGAAAAAAAACACAGAAAAACUUUUUUACUAUAAAGCAUAUGAUACAGUUCUUGCAUCUAUUUUUUAUCUAUUAUGUGAAUUUAUAGCAAAUGCAAUGACUGCUAUUGUUAUUCAUAUUUAAUAAAGCAUUUUCUUUGCUUCUUUUUAAAUAUUAGUAAUUUAAUAUUUUUUUUUAUGUGUAUUUUUUUCAUGCGGUUUUUUUUCAUUUUUGGGGGUUGAAUUUUUUUCCGCCCUGGUUUCGAAUUUUUUUUUCUUUUCCAUGUAUUUUUUUCCUAUCGUUUCAAAAAAUUGGAAAAUUUUAUGUCAAAUUUGACUGUGGGAAACUGUAGGAAAAAAAAUACAGUGUAUUUUUUUCCGCUUCACCCCUUGUUGAGCCUUCAAGUCUUCCUUCUUAUUUAUUUUGGGGAAAUUACAGUGGCAUCAACUACCUCACAGUUUCAAGAAACCAGCACAUCCCUCAAUACUGCGGUGGCUGCUGGUCCUUUGCCUCCACUUCUGCCCUUGCUGACCGCUUUAAGAUUCUCCGUAAUGCGACAUGGCCUGAUUACAAUAUUGCCCCACAAGUUCCAAUCUCUUGUGAUUAUCUGAGUUUUGGCUGCAAUGGGGGAGAUCCUAUGACUGUUUAUAAGUACAUAUAUGACCGUGGGAUCACUGAUGAAACCUGUGCCACUUACCAAGCCAAAGAUAGAGACAAUGGGCUUGAAUGCACAAGGCUAUCAAGAUGUAAAACUUGCUACAGUAACGGAAAAUGCGACAUUCCUGACACCCAUCUUGUUUACAACGUAACUACUUAUGGCUCAGCCAUUGGCGAAACCCAAAUGCUAAACGCUUUACAAAAUGGUCCAAUUGCCUGUGCAAUGGAUGCUACAAAUGAAUUCGAAAACUACACAGGAGGGAUUUUCAUUCCUACAGACCACGAGGUUGUCACCAAUCAUGUCGUAGAGCUUGUAGGCUAUGGGGUAGAAAAUAAUACCAAAUAUUGGAUUGGGAGAAAUUCCUGGGGCACUUAUUGGGGAGAAAAAGGACUCUUUAGGAUCAUUAGAGGAAAAGAUGCCCUAGCUAUUGAAGAAUACUGCGCUUGGGCAACCCCAGAUCCAGUUGUAAAACAGGUAAAUAAGACCUUGGUAGAGGAAAAGACAGUAGCGGAGCUCAAGAUAUUAGAAGCUUUUGAGAGACCUGAAAAAGCAGGCUGUAGAGUAGAAAAAUCAGAACUAAAACUGCAGGCAGAAGCAAAUGGGUAUGUGAUAGAAGAAAACGCUGCUCCAGCACUCCCAGCAGCUUGGGACUGGAGAAACAUGUCUGGGCUGAACUACAUGUCCUGGACAAGGAACAUGAAUAACCCACAGUUCUGUGGGGCCUGCUGGGCACACGCAGCUACGUCUUGUAUUGCAGACAGAAUCAAUAUUCUAAGAAAUGACACUGUUGCCCAGAUUUCUAUAUCUCCACAGGUAAUUCUCAAUUGUAAUGCAGGCGGCAACUGCACAAGUGGAGACCCAAUUGGGGUUUAUAAAUUCGCCCAGCAAUAUGGUCUUCCGGAUGAUACUUGCCAACAAUAUCUUGCAGAGCCAGUAGAAAAUGCGACUUGCACAGCACGACAAGUCUGUGAAACCUGCAUCCCGCCUCCUCCUAAAGAGGGACAAACUUCUAAUUGUUCAGCUAUAACAAAUCCUCCUCUCUGGUAUGUUGGGUCUUAUGGGUUUUUAGCUGGAGUUACGAAAAUGAAGCAAGAAAUUUAUACAAACGGGCCAAUCAGCUGCGGAAUUUACUACUCAAAAUCUUUUGAAAACUACAAAGGUGGCAUUUUCAGCGAGCUAACAAUGACUACAAAGGUCAAUUAUGAAGUCGCCUUAGUAGGUUGGGGAGUCAAUAAAGCAGGCACUGAAUAUUGGAUUGGUAGAAACUCACAAGGCACAAUGUGGGGCGAAAGUGGAUUCUUCAGAAUCCAAAUGUACAGAGACAAUCUCGGUAUUGAAACAGACUGCAGUUGGGCAAUCCCUAAUAUAACCAGAACUAACUAA
Messenger RNA from Blepharisma stoltei, 4873 nucleotides. Lineage: Eukaryota; Ciliophora; Heterotrichea; Heterotrichida; Blepharismidae. The record is from the annotation of a GenBank genome assembly.